GUGUCCUCAGGAACGGACGGGGGAAGUGGCAGAUCUGGUUUCUUCUGGGACCAGGUCCCGUGAGGUGUUCUCUGAGGCGCUCCCUCCGGUUCCUCUGGAUCUUUGGCGGCUUCCCCCCGACUCGCCGGCCGAGAGGACGUUCCCACCAUCAUGGGGGGCGGAGACCUGAACCUGAAGAAGAGCUGGCACCCACAAACCCUUCGCAAUGUGGAGAAGGUGUGGAAGGCUGAGCAGAAGCAUGAGGCAGAGCGGAAAAAGAUUGAGGAGCUGCAACGGGAGCUUCGAGAGGAGAGGGCCAGGGAAGAGAUGCAGCGCUAUGCCGAGGAUGUUGGAGCUGUCAAGAAAAAAGAAGAAAAAUUGGAUUGGAUGUACCAGGGUCCUGGUGGGAUGGUGAACCGUGAUGAGUACCUGCUGGGUCGUCCCAUUGACAAGUAUGUUUUUGAGAAGAUGGAAGAGAAGGAAGCUGGCUGUUCUUCUGAGACAGGACUCCUCCCAGGCUCUAUCUUUGCACCAUCGGGAGCUAAUUCCCUCCUUGACAUGGCCAGCAAAAUCCGAGAGGACCCUCUCUUCAUCAUCAGGAAGAAAGAAGAAGAGAAAAAACGAGAGGUACUGAACAAUCCUGUGAAGAUGAAGAAAAUCAAAGAAUUGUUGCAAAUGAGUCUGGACAAAAAGGAGAAGAAGAAGAAGAAGGAGAAGAGAAAGAAGCACAGGAAGCAUAGACACCGGAGCUCGAGCAGCAGUCGUUCCAGCAGCGAGGACGAGCAUAGCCAGGGCCGGUCUCAAAGGAAGGUGGCAAAUUCAUUUCCUGUUGUGUCCAGAGCUCCUGGAUAUGGCUUACAGGUGAGGGACUCUGACUGGAACCAAGGAUUGCCUGACCCUCUAACUUCUCACCAAAGGGGGAUGAAGAACUGUACCAUGUCCAGAAGCUCCUCCCACUCUCCCCCCAGACAUGCCAGCAAGAAGAGCAGCAAGGAAGUGGGGUCCCGGGACAGGAGGUCUCGAUCCCCAGGCAGAAGGUCACGAUCUCCAAGGCUCAGCAAAGUGCAUAACUCUAAAGUAAGCAGAAAAGAGAGAGGUCAGACUCACAGCCCAUCCCCUAAAAAGGAGGUCUACCAGAGGCGGCAUGCUCCUGGAUAUACCAGAAAACUGUCUGCAGAGGAACUAGAGCGUAAACGGCAGGAGAUGAUGGAAAACGCCAAGUGGAGGGAGGAGGAAAGGCUGAACCUCCUCAAGAGGCAUGCCAAGGAAGAAGAGCGGGAGCAGAGGCUGGAGAAGCUGGACUCCCGGGAUGGCAAGUUCAUCCACCGCAUGAAGCUGGAGAGUGCAUCUACUUCCUCCUUGGAGGACCGUGUGAAGCGCAACAUCCAUUCUCUACAGAGAACCUCAGUGGCUCUGGAGAAGAAUUUCAUGAAAAGAUGAAAGCAUUCCCUUUCUUGCUGGUUUCCUGAAUUUUACAGGGAUGCUGCUGACCCCUUAAAAAUUCUCUUUAUAAGAGUUCAAAUGAUUUCUUCUACAGAUGUCAAACCACCACUAUUCAAAGUGACUCUGUCCAUUGAUUCCUGAGACAUCUUACAUCCCUUGAGAACCAGUGUGAUUUGAUUCUGGGAUCCUUUCCCUUUUGCACAGUGGGUUUUGACUGUGUGUUUUAAUGGGUGAGCCACAGGACCAUCGUGUUCUGGAAGGCUGUUCCCUAGGCUUUUCCCUUCUACUGGUGUGAGCUAUCCCACUACUUCAGUCCAUAUCACAUCUGCUAGAGACCUCUCUCCAGACCCAUAUGGAUUGUGCUCACUGGGAUAUGUGACCAUUGACUUAAUUUUGUAGAUAAUACAGAAUAGUAUCAGGUAGAGCCAAGAGAGUGACUUAAGAAGGUGGAAUAGAAAACAAUACAAAAAGCCCUAAAUAGCUGGGCGUGGAGGCACAUGCCUUUAAUCCCAGCAUUUAGGAACAGAGGUAGGAGGACUGCUGAGUUUGAUGUGAGUUUGAGACCACUCUUAGACUACAUAGUGAAUUCCAGGUCAUCCCUGGGCUAGAGUGAGACCCUACCUCAAAAAGAAAAAAAAAAAAAAAUCCCAAAAUGAACUGUAAACUAUUACCUGGUCUUUGAACUGUAAAAGUACAAUGUAUAUAUGUACAAAUGUAUAAUUUUUCAUUUUUUUAAAGUUAGCAUUGUGGGACUUUGGUACGUGAAUUUCCUAUGCAUGGCCACAUUGAACCUUGUAGAACAAUGAUACACUAAGGCAGGUUGGCUCGUUUUUCUCUCUGAAUUAGGCAGGUGGCAGGUUUGGGAGGAGCCUAGUAGUAUUAAUAGGAUCCUCUUCACUGCUUAGAGCCUGCUAUUGGACAGCGCUAUGUGGUCCAUUGAUUUUAGGAGUUAGGUUACACUGCCAGUGUGCUCUGUGGUUCCGUAGAGAAAAUAAAAUGGAAGUGGGUUA
Molecule: messenger RNA, 2432 nt
Organism: Jaculus jaculus (lesser Egyptian jerboa)
Lineage: Eukaryota; Metazoa; Chordata; Mammalia; Rodentia; Dipodidae
Gene: Cwc25
Product: CWC25 spliceosome associated protein homolog
Exons: 10
Coding region: 151-1419 (422 amino acids)
Biological process (GO): mRNA splicing, via spliceosome
Cellular component (GO): U2-type spliceosomal complex
Source: RefSeq, a predicted model, not a curated record